GCGAUCGACAUAGCUCUCUGUAUGAUGAAUUGUUUUCUUUUGCCGACACCAGUGCUUUUCAGUAGUAUAAAAGUCAAGUUUUCCAAUGCGACUCACCCCAACCCAUCCUUACUCGACCUCACCUCGUAGUACCCGUGAUUCCCCCUUGCUCUCCAGUUUAUCGACUUGUAUUUUUCCUGCAAACGGAGGAAACAGUACUUUUCAACCAAAGGAUUAGUUACGCCACAGCGGACUUGCAAGACUUAGCUGUCGCGUCCGGCUCGUAUGAUUCACGAACGGCAGCGUAUAUACAGUCCUCCCGGAUGCCUUUCUCCGGUACCAGCCGUAGCUCAUACAUACCUGAAUCACAACAGGAUCCCCAGAGCUCAUAUAUAGAUCCAGAAUCACUAUCCACUUCACACCACACUUUUGUGAAUCCUUCCAACGUAUCUCGUUUACAACAACAGGUUCCACCCUCUACUUCCCCUACCUCCUCAACCGGUCGUGGUGCCAUCGGUAUGAGACAUGGGUCUCCUAAUUCUCCACUUAGUGCAGACAUUCCUCUACCGCAGGCAGCUCGUCCCCGUCGGUCACCAGCAUCACGUCACCUAGCACUUCCAGACGACAUUGACGACGAAUCGGACGACGACCCUCUCCCACCAAAUGCGUCAGAGAGGGAACGCACGGAAUGGAAGAAGAGGAGGAACACAAGGGCCGCGAGGCGGAGCAGGAAGCGGAAAAUGAUUUACACAGAGCGGUUAGAGGUUCAGGUGGAGAAGUUGAGGACCGAGAAGGAAAUAUGGCGGACUAGAGCUCUGACGCUUAGGCAGCUGCUGAAAAGUCACAACCUUCCUUGUCCUGAUUUUGAGGAUUGAAAUUUGAAUAUACGUGCCGCUGGUCCUCCUACGUUCUUCUGAAAUUUGAACUCCGAGCUGCACUACACGCAUGUCGGAUACCACUUUUACGAUCGUUAUGAUGUGUUCCUGCUUUUUCUCAUCCCUCCUCGCAUUACACCACUAUUUGCAUUCCGCUAUCAACCAUUGUACUUCACUAUGGGAUUAUUUAUCAGUUAUGUAUUGGGUUGUAUUCAUAUCUACUACCAGUGGUGGUUUUCAUGCAUCAUACCUUUCUUCGUUCCUUGGAGUUUGACAUGUACUAAGUAUCAGUAUGUAAUGUAGACAGUACAAGUAAAUUCACUCGUCUGCUGGCAGUGCCAA
Lentinula edodes (shiitake mushroom) is the source of this 1196-nucleotide messenger RNA. RefSeq lists its product as uncharacterized. Gene Ontology annotation, biological process: regulation of DNA-templated transcription. The coding region runs from base 303 to 854 and encodes 183 amino acids. Gene Ontology annotation, molecular function: DNA-binding transcription factor activity. Lineage: Eukaryota; Fungi; Basidiomycota; Agaricomycetes; Agaricales; Omphalotaceae. The record is from RefSeq and is a predicted model, not a curated record. The transcript is spliced from 3 exons.